AUGCAGAAGGAAAAGGGGGAAAAUACCCUGAAAAGAAGAGACAAGAAGCUGUGGGAGGGUGAGAAGGAGACUGUGAAGGAGAGGAGAGGAGAGAAGAGACUGGAGAGACAGCAACAACUGCCUGUACAGGGCUUGCCUUACAGUCUCUGGGUUUUUUCUUUGCAGUUCAUGGCCCAGGGGAAAGCUGGGGGCAGCUCCCCUCCGUCUGCACCCCCAAAACCUGGCAGCCAGUUGGACAGUAUGUUGGGAAGCCUCCGGUCUGGCCUGAACAAACUGGGAGUAGCUACCGUUGCCAAAGGUGUUUGUGGAGCCUGCAAGAAACCAAUUGCUGGACAGGUCGUCAAAACCAUGGGGAAAACCUGGCACCCAGAGCACUUCGUUUGCACCCACUGCCAGGAGGAAAUUGGGUCACGCAACUUUUUUGAACGCAAUGGUCAGCCCUACUGUGAGAAGGACUAUCAUAAUCUCUUCUCCCCUCGCUGCUACUACUGCAACGGGCCCAGCCUCGACAAAGUGGUGAAAGCCCUGGACAGGACAUGGCACCCAGAACACUUCUUUUGUGCGCAGUGUGGCGCUUUCUUUGGACCUGAAGGGUUUCACGAGAAGGAUGGCAAAGCCUAUUGCCGCAAGGAUUACUUCGACAUGUUCGCUCCGAAGUGUGGGGGCUGCGCCCGGGCCAUCUUGGAAAAUUACAUCUCUGCCUUGAAUACCCUGUGGCACCCUGAGUGCUUUGUCUGUCGGGAAUGUUUCACGCCGUUCAUCAACGGCAGCUUCUUUGAGCAUGAUGGGCAGCCCUACUGUGAGGUGCAUUAUCACGAACGCCGCGGCUCGCUGUGUUCCGGCUGCCAGAAGCCCAUCACGGGACGCUGCAUCACCGCCAUGGCCAAGAAAUUUCACCCAGAACACUUUGUCUGUGCCUUCUGCCUCAAGCAGCUCAACAAAGGAACCUUCAAGGAACAGAAUGACAAGCCCUACUGUCAGAACUGCUUCCUCAAACUCUUCUGCUAGACGCAUCCUAGCUGGGAACGGAGCAUCUUUCUGCCCCCUCACUAGGCAGCCGAGUCUCUCUGAGCAUUACUGUGAUUUAGAAACCUU
Terrapene triunguis (Three-toed box turtle) is the source of this 1095-nucleotide messenger RNA. Its product is annotated as paxillin-like. Gene Ontology annotation, biological process: substrate adhesion-dependent cell spreading; transforming growth factor beta receptor signaling pathway; endothelial cell migration. The record is from RefSeq and is a predicted model, not a curated record. NCBI's taxonomy places the organism in Eukaryota, Metazoa, Chordata, Testudines, Emydidae. Bases 1 to 1008 code for a protein of 335 amino acids. The transcript is spliced from 6 exons.